This is a messenger RNA of Erpetoichthys calabaricus (reedfish), 1557 nucleotides long. RefSeq names its product tryptophanyl tRNA synthetase 2, mitochondrial (gene wars2). The record is from RefSeq and is a predicted model, not a curated record. Gene Ontology annotation, biological process: mitochondrial tryptophanyl-tRNA aminoacylation. The transcript has 6 exons. Bases 40 to 1122 code for a protein of 360 amino acids. Gene Ontology annotation, cellular component: mitochondrion; mitochondrial matrix. Lineage: Eukaryota; Metazoa; Chordata; Cladistia; Polypteriformes; Polypteridae. Gene Ontology annotation, molecular function: ATP binding; tryptophan-tRNA ligase activity.
UUUCUUCCCCAUACCGAUGACCUGAACUGUACAAGCAAGAUGGCGCUCCCCACGAUCGGAAGCGUGAGAAAGCUUUGGAAUGUUACUUGCUUUGUGAAGCGAUUUCUUUCCAGUGAACCAGCGACUUAUACUCAGAAUAAGGAGAAUCUCAUUUUCUCUGGUAUCCAGCCAACAGGAAUCCCACACCUUGGAAAUUACCUAGGGGCCAUCGAAAACUGGAUCACGUUGCAAGAGCAUGACAGUGCAGUCCUUUACAGCAUUGUGGACUUACACUCCAUCACUGUCCCACAAGAUCCAUCUGUGCUUAGACAGAACAUACUAGAUAUGACUGCCAGCCUCAUUGCUUGUGGCAUUAACCCAGAGAGAUCAGUUCUUUUUCAGCAAUCUCAGGUACCUGAACAUGCUGAAUUGGGAUGGAUCCUUGGAUGCUUGAUCAGCAUGCCUCGUCUUAGACAUUUACCACAGUGGAAGAUAAAAAGUGGACAGAAGAAUGAAAGUAGUGUUGGAUUGUUUACAUACCCAGUUCUGCAGGCUGCAGAUAUUCUUUUAUACAAGUCUACACAUGUUCCAGUUGGCGAAGAUCAGCUAAAACAUCUAGAACUAGCCCAGGAUAUAGCUCGUUCGUUUAACAAUAAGUAUGGUGACUUCUUUCCAAUUCCCAGACCCCUUUUAAGCUCAGUCAAAAAGGUGAAAUCAUUGAGAGAUCCGUUGGCCAAGAUGUCAAAGUCAGAUCCUCAGACACUGGCAACCUUGUACAUCACUGACUCUCCAGAAGAUAUUAUACUAAAAAUUCGCAAAGCCGUGACAGACUUCACUUCUGAAGUGACAUUCGACCCAGAAAGACGACCAGGUGUCUCCAAUAUGGUUACUAUCCAUGCUGCUGUGUCUGGCAUGAGUGUUGAAGAUAUACUUAAUCAAAGUCAAGGACUUGAUACUGCACAUUACAAGCAGGUAGUGGCUGAAGCAGUUAUACAGAAAUUUACGCCCAUCAGGGAAGAGAUUCAGAAACUCCAAACUGAUCCAGGAUACUUGUGGAGCAUCUUGAAUCAUGGGACUGAAAAGGCUAAAGAAUUGGCAGUUCCUCAGUAUCAGCAUGUUAAAAAACUGGUUGGGUUUUAUUAAAAACAAGGAGCUUAUUUUAUUCUUCUGGGGGGGAAAGAAAAACAUAACCGAUCCAAAGAUGAUGUUCAGUAUCUUUAUUUUCCAAGAUGGAAAAAUGUGCUAAUGAAAUUUAUUCCAUGGGUUCAGCAAAAAUAAUUCUGUAUUUUGCUUGUAUUUUAAUAGAAUCUAAAUUAUAUAAUUGAACUCUUUCCCUGCCUUUUAAAAUUAUGUCAGUUGUUAUCUACUUUUGUAAUUGUAACAUUCAUGUUAAGAAAAAAGUUGAACCUACUAAAUAAUGACCAGCUUCUGUGAAGUUGCAUUUGAAGUAAACAACUCAGUGACACCUUUGAAGAGAAUAAACUUUGAAACUAAAUUGUAUUGCCACAACAAAAACCAUGCUGUUUUAAAACUUGAAACUGUGUUGGUCAAUGAGAAAUAAACUGGGUUUUUAUUUUU